This is a messenger RNA of Hydractinia symbiolongicarpus, 5408 nucleotides long. RefSeq names its product endoribonuclease Dicer-like. Gene Ontology annotation, molecular function: ribonuclease III activity; RNA binding; DNA binding. Gene Ontology annotation, biological process: siRNA processing; pre-miRNA processing; apoptotic DNA fragmentation. NCBI's taxonomy places the organism in Eukaryota, Metazoa, Cnidaria, Hydrozoa, Anthoathecata, Hydractiniidae. Gene Ontology annotation, cellular component: nucleus; cytoplasm; RISC complex. Bases 433 to 5091 code for a protein of 1552 amino acids. The record is from RefSeq and is a predicted model, not a curated record. The transcript is spliced from 14 exons.
CCCAAAAUUCUGGUGUCUGCUAUGACCCUGUAAGAAAAGUAAAUUUUUAAAAAAGCUUAUUUUUGUAUGCUAGAGUAUAAAAGAGUUAUUAAGUUUUUGGAAUUUUUUACAAAUCUUUUUUUCGUUCCUCUUUAUUUCACGGUUUUGUGAGAAGAGAUGUUCUGCGAAGACUUUGAGUCUCCUGUACAGUUUUGCAUUGGACUGUGCCUGUGAAAAGCAUUUUCGAAGCAUGUCACCUGCCACUUCUGCGAUAUUCAACUUAAUGAUGCCCUGACCUUCAGUUUGUAAAUAGCACGUGUGCAAUUACUUCCUAAUCAGUUUAUCUUGAAACAUAGAGAGGUACUUGGGACGGAACUAUUAACUUAAGAAGUACACCAUCGGGAAGAAAAUCAAGUCAUAAGGAGCAGGCGGUUACUUAAUCAACUUUACAGAAUGUCAUCCACAGAAAAAGGUCAUGCUGCCAGACCAUAUCAGGUUGAAAUACUUCAGCGGGCUAAAUCAGAGAACACUGUUGUAUGUUUAGGAACAGGAACUGGAAAGACUUUCAUCAGUGUUAUGUUGAUCAAGGAAAAGCAAGGUGAAAUAGGAGGUUCAAUCCAAGAAGGAGGAAAAAGAACCUUUUUCCUUGUCAAUACAGUACCACUCGUCUAUCAACAACAAAGAGCUAUUGCUGACCAUACGUCUCUCAAAGUUGGUUUCUAUUCUGGUGAUAUGGGUGUUGAUUUCUGGAAUAAAACUAGGUGGCAAAAAGAGUUCAACGAGAAUGAUGUUUUGGUGCUGACUGCUCAAAUUCUUCUCAAUAUAAUAACACAUGCUUUUAUUAGCUUGCAUAACAUUAAUUUGUUGAUACUUGAUGAAUGCCAUAAUGCAUCUAAGGGCCAUCCUUAUAAUAAAAUCUUGGAAUUAUUCAAAUCAUGUCAACCAGCUCAUCAUCCUCAUAUUAUGGGAUUGACUGCAUCUAUCAUAAACGAAAAGUACAAAAAAGCUAAUGAUGAAAAGACAAUAGAAAAAUUUCUUCAUGGAAAAAUGAAAGCCUUGGAGGGACGUAUGAGAUCAGUUUGUAUCACAUGUGCAGACCCUGAAGCAACUGCUAAAUAUGCAACAAAACCUGUUGAGAUGAUAAAGUCGUUUGAAGAAGGGUUUAGUAUUAACGAUUAUGAUUACGUUGAAGCCAUGAUUCUUAAAGUAUCGGAAAGCCUGGACAAUGCUUAUCUUGAAUUUGAUAGAGAAAAAAAGUUGAAGAAAAGGAUGGUACCUUCAGAUCAGAGAAAUAGAACACCUCCAAACCAGCAAAUUUUAGAUUUAACUUACCAAAAUCUCCUAACUGGUUCUUUUAUGAUGCGUUCUUCUGAUGCCUUUACAAUAGCAGCAGAUGCCGUAAAAUACUGCAAAGAUAUAUUACAAGACCUUGGCCCAAUGUGUGCCUAUGAAGCUGCAAAAAUAUUACUGGGGCAAAUAGAGAAGCACAAAAAGAAAAGGUUUCGUCUUGCACAGCAAGCCACAUUAAAUUCCUGCUCUGAAGCAUUGAAUAGCAUUAUAUCGAAAUAUGAAGAGUGUGUGAAAAGGUCACCAUUCAGCACACCUGAUCAUGUCAUCCCAAUGGAGCCAUUCGUCACACGAAAAGUCCAUGUAUUUUUACGUGAUAUUCUGUGGAAGGAAAGAAACUACUUUAGAGAUACAUAUGACACAGAAAUGCAUGCCAUCAUUUUCGUCCAACGUCGAUGCACUGCUGUUAUAUUAAGCAAGCUGAUAAACUUUCAAGUACAAGCAGAUUUCGAAACUUUUGAAGGUAUUUGGAGUGAUUACGUUCUGGGGCAUGGGUUAGACUCAAAUAUUCAGCUAGCAGACAGUUACAUGAAAUCAAAAGAACAAAAUAAAAUCCUAGAACAAUUCAAGAAGGAAGAGUUUAACAUUUUGGUGGCUACAAGUGUUGUUGAAGAGGGUUUGGAUGUGCGAAAAUGUAAUUUGGUGGUUCGUUUUGAUGGUAUCAACAAUUAUCGUGAGUAUGUUCAAUCCAAGGGUCGGGCUCGUGCUCAAAAUUCGAAAUUUAUUGUGCUGGCAAAAUCAGGAGAAGCACAGGAGAUGAAACGUCAGCUGAAGGUUAUGCAGACGAUCGAAAAGGUUUUAUUUGAAAACUGUCAAAAUCGUGAUUUACCAACUGAGAAGGAGAUUGAGGAAGCAAAUUAUGAUGAAGAAGAAUUACUCAUUCCAACAUAUUUUGGACCUGGUGGAAUGAACGCCGCAAGGAUAACACGUGAUACGGCUGUACCACUCCUUUACAGGUAUUGCUCCAAAUUGCCAUGCGACCAGUAUACAAAUACAAAUCCAAUUUUUGAUUUCUAUCAACGCGGACUUUCUGAUGAUCGGGAAUUUCAAGCUAAAUGUUCAAUGCCGUUGAACUGUCCUCUACAAGAAAGAAGUUAUGAAAGUAAUUGGAUGCCCUCGAAAGAUCUCGCCAAGAAAUAUGUGGCUCUCUGUGUGUGUAAGAAACUGCAUGAAGCUGGGGAGCUGGAUGACGAGAACCUUUUGCCUGUUAAACACAAUGUAGACAGUGAUGAAAGCGAGGAAGAUGAAAGCGAUGUAAAAGAAGGAACGAGAAAAAGCAGAGCAGUUUAUAAUCGUAAGGUGCCCAACUCCCUAACUGAUUCGUCCGCUUUUAACAUCCAUGAUUCUGACCUAUAUGCGAUUACAAUAAGACUGUCUGAACCGUCAACCAAGCCGAAUGCUGUACCUCUAUGGCCUUUGUGGUAUAAUGAGGACAACCGCUGUUUUGGCAUAUUUUUACCAAAGGGUGUUCCCAAGAUACCUGCUUUUGAAUUAUUCACAAAAGCUGGCACGUUGAAUGUUGAGUUGUUCAAAUUGGACAACACUACAUCGUGUGAUCAAGUUUUAGUCAAACGCUUCCAUAAAAAGAUUGUAUCAAAGUGCUCUGCAGAAUAUGUUACUGGCAAUCCACUUUUCAACAUCCACGAUAAAACUGUAACGAAAGGAUUACUUACUGUGUUGCGGCCAUGGGUGAGCUCCUGUAUCCAUAGUGAUAGACGUCCUUACUCAAAUAACGAUGAAUUUGUUGACACCAGUGAAAUGCAUUUGAUUCUUGGUGAUGGAAUGAAAAGUAAUGAAAAAGCUGUUUCCGAUAUCAGCUUUAAAAAUGCCGUCAUACGGAAAACUUACCUACCCGAACCGCAAGGUAGACGUCAAUAUUAUGUACUUGGUAAUUCUGACGUCAAACCACGCGAAGUUAUGGAAGGAAGCACGAAGACAUAUGAACAGUAUUACCUUGAGAAAUACCAGCUUGUUAUUAAUCCGAAUGACUACCUCUUGGAUGUUGUAUCAUGUGGAACAAAGAUUACCUUCGCAAAGGAGAAAAACAACACAGAUAGCAAGAAACAGAAGACAUCUCAUAAAGAGCUACUUGUUCCAGAGCUGUGUGUUAAAGCAAGUGAAUUGCCAGCUGACCUUCAUUUACAAUUGAAUGUGCUACCUUUCUCCUUGUAUUACAUGGAAUACUUUUUAUUGGCAUUGCAGUUAAAGGAAGAAAUCGCUGAAAAAAUAAACAUAUCUACUGAAGAAAAAGAUUUUCGGUUUCCAGAAAUAUCUGCUCUUCCUCGCGAAACCGACGUGCUUAAUUAUAUUCUCAGGCUUCGUUGUGAUGUUAAAACAUCUCCGUCUGCCGUGAGUGUGCUUGAGUGUUUAUCAACGCGACAGGCAAAGAUGAAUUUUGAUUUGGAGCGAUUAGAAAUGCUGGGAGACUCGUUUUUAAAGCAGGCUAUCACGAUUUAUUUGUUUUUUAAAAAUCCACAAUAUCACGAAGGGAAGUUAUCAUCAAAAAGAAAAAACUGCAUCAGCAAUAAGAACCUGUCUAGGAUAGCAAAAGAUGUGGGAUUGCCAAGCUUCAUUUGUAAUUCUCAGUUUGGUUGCAUGAACACAGAAAGCAAAAACCAAAAUCCGAGGACUGUAUGGCUACCUCCAGGACACGUGCGAGCAGUCGAUGCAAUGGUGUCAGACGAUAUAAUGGAGGCUGAGGGUGAUGAUCUUGAUUGUUCUCUUUAUGAAAGGUCUUUGCCAUAUCAUGAAGUACAAGAUAAAUCUCUGGCCGAUUGCGUUGAGGCUAUGAUUGGUUUGUAUUUGAAAACAGGUGGUGUGAAUCUAGCAUUAAAGUUCAUGCAGAAAUACUUAGGCCUUAAUGUUUUGUACAGAGCAAUAACCAACACAGAUCAAUGUAAAGUACAAAAUGGAACACAAAGCUGCUAUGCUGAUUAUCCACUUGCUGCGUCAGCUAUAAUGAGACCUGGUGCAACAGAACACGAUAUCUCUCAGCUCUAUAAUCAAGGAAAGUUUUUAAGAUUCGAAGAUAUAUUGGGUUAUAGCUUCACAGAUAAAUCUUACCUUGUUCAAGCCAUGACGCAUCUUUCUUACAUAGCGAAUGACAUCACAGGUUGCUAUCAACAAUACGAAUUUCUCGGCGACUCCAUCUUGGAUUUUCUAGUCACGCUUCAUGUUUACAUCAAACGACCAGAAUUAUCACCAGGAGAAUUAACCAGCAUUAGAUCUGCGCUUGUGAAUAACAACACGUUCGCCUUGCUGGCUGUUAAACAUGAUUUCUACAAGUUCUUACUGCAGUGGGAGCCGGCGUUAUUUUCGGCGUACGACGAAUUUGUCAAAUUGAUUAUUGAUAAUGAUGUGGAUAACGAAGAUGGAAACCUGGAAGCUUAUUUUAAAAACCCCUUUGUGAUCGUACCAUCCGGUUCAGAGGUGGGUUAUCACGCUCCAAAGGUGUUAGGUGAUUUAUUUGAAUCAGUUGCUGGAGCCAUCUUUUUGGAUUGUAAUUUGAGCUUGGAGACUGUUUGGGAAGUAUAUUAUCCGAUUUUACAGCCUGUUGUUGAUCGAUAUCUAGAAAAUAUUCCUCUUAACCCUGCACGUGAGUUAAUGGAGAAGUACACCGGUGUGGAAUUCAGGUACACAACAACUGAUGACGGUGUGACGUGUCAGGUCGAACAUGACGGUCAACGAGAAAGUGGAAUUGGAAAGAAUAAAAAAAUUGCCAAAUCAACUGCAGCAAGAAGAGCUUUGGACAGAUGGAAGAAAUAAAAUGUUGGAAACAUCUGGCUCUUAAAUUAGAGUUAUUUUAAUAUUUUACAAAAAUUAUGAAAUACUUUUCGCAAGAACUAAUUUUCGUGACCUCCCAAAAAAUUUAUUCUGCUACAAAUAAUCCCGACAUACAAAUUAGCGAUAUGUGGGUUAGUGAGGCCAGGAAUAUUGACAAAAUAUAUCAGAAUUGUAUAUACAAAUGAAAUUUUAAUAUUAAUUGUAUUUAUAUGUAUAAAUAAACCCUUUUUGACAUGCCAGACGAUAAACGUUCAGUUAUGAACAGUGUCACAUAACAUCUACACAACUUCGUUCUUAGU